Molecule: messenger RNA, 2521 nt
Organism: Triplophysa dalaica
Lineage: Eukaryota; Metazoa; Chordata; Actinopteri; Cypriniformes; Nemacheilidae
Gene: fdft1
Product: farnesyl-diphosphate farnesyltransferase 1
Exons: 7
Coding region: 501-1847 (448 amino acids)
Biological process (GO): farnesyl diphosphate metabolic process; cholesterol biosynthetic process
Cellular component (GO): endoplasmic reticulum membrane
Molecular function (GO): squalene synthase [NAD(P)H] activity
Source: RefSeq, a predicted model, not a curated record
UGUAUUUAAACAUUUAACAAUAAAAUACAUUUAACAAAUAGACAAAUGUACUGAACACUGUUUACUGUGUGUGCAGAUCGUUUGUUUUGUUUCAUAGUUUCAGUGACUUUCCUACGAUAGAUUCUCCACAAUGGCUAUAUAUAAUACAUAAGUGGGCGUGUCCACACUUUUGACUGACACUGCACAUUGACACAUUUCCUUGCGACUCUGUCGAAAACAUGCGUUUGUUUUACGAUAAAAAAGGGGCGGGGAAUUAAAAGCCAGCCAAUAAAAACAAAGCAUGAGGGUCAAACUGCAAUAAAAGUGCGCGUUCAGAUCAGGUUACCGUGCGCUCACGUUACUUAAGACCGCGUGUUUGUGCGCUAAACGCCCCUCACUGCCCCUCACUGCUCAUGCGCUUCAACUUCCCCAAACUCAAUGACUUCUCAAGGAGUCUCCGGGAUUUGAUCUGAACGGUGUUCUUCAGAUAAAGGCGCAUUGGAGCGGGAAUUCAUGUGCGCAUGGCCGGAGUUUGUGGCAAAAGCGCCGCGUCGCUCUCGGUGCUCAAGCGCUCGUUCUCGCUGCGCGCUUCCCCGCGCUCGGUGCUCGCCGGCGGGCGGCGAAGCGCGCAGGAAGGGAGGCUGGUGAGUCUUCCUCCACACCCGUUCAGGGCUCACCGACACCCCGCGUAUGUGUGUUUCUCCUGUCAGGACUCCAUGAGUGACACCCUGCGGACCUGCUACGCGUAUCUGAACCAGACGAGCCGGAGCUUCGCGGCGGUGAUCCAGGCGCUGGACGGAGAGUUACGACAUGCAGUGUGUAUAUUUUAUCUGGUUCUGCGAGCCCUGGACACCGUAGAAGAUGACAUGAGCAUCCCGCUGGAGCAGAAGGUUCCGUUACUGCACGACUUCCACACGUUUCUGUAUCAGCCCGACUGGUGCUUCACCGAGAGCAAAGAGAAGGACAGACGCGUGCUGGAGGAUUUCCCCACGAUUUCUGUGGAGUUCAGGAAUCUGGGACCGGAGUAUCAGGACGUGAUCUCAGAUAUCUGUCACCGGAUGGGAGUGGGCAUGGCAGACUUUCUGGAGAAGAAAGUGGGAUCCAUGAAGGAGUGGGACUGGUACUGUCAUUAUGUGGCGGGUCUGGUCGGGAUCGGAUUGUCUCGACUCUUCUCGGCGUCUCAGCUGGAGGAUCCUGAGGUGGGACGGGACACAGAACUGGCUAACUCCAUGGGUCUGUUCCUUCAGAAGACCAACAUCAUCAGAGAUUAUCUGGAGGACCAGCGAGAGGGACGAGCUUUCUGGCCUCAGGAGGCCUGGAGUCAGUUCACAUCACGUCUGGAAGAUUUCGCUCAUCCUCAGAACCUGAGCUCCGCCCUUUCCUGUCUGAACCUGCUGGUGACAGAUGCGCUCCGUCACGUCCCUGAUGUCAUCGCGUAUCUGUCCCGACUUCGCAACCAGAGCGUCUUUAACUUCUGUGCCAUUCCUCAGGUGAUGGCGAUAGCGACUCUUUCAGCAUGUUACAACAAUCCUCAGGUGUUUCAGGGUGUGGUGAAGAUCCGUAAGGGUCAGGCUGUGACUCUCAUGAUGCAGGCCACAAACAUGAGCGCUGUACAGAGUAUUAUGGCACAGCACACUCAAGAGAUUCUGCAGAAAGUGUCCAUGACAGAUCCCUCUCGAGAGAAGACGCUGUGUAUCCUGACUGUGAUCAGAGAGAAGAGUUUGUCUCCUGCCGCUCUGUCCUUGAGAGCACAUCACCUGUCGCCCGUCUACGUGUCGGCGGCCAUGCUGCUGGCGGCUCUCAGCUGGCAGUAUCUCAAUGCCACCGCGGGUCAGCCACCAGGGGGUGCAGACAUGCAUGGACACUGACUUUAACACACAGACACAGAGCGUCUGGGUAUCUGCUCAUAUCCUUCACUUGAGAGGGAGUUUUAAUCUCGUGAAAUUGUGACUUGAUUACGUUUCACCACAAAGUCAAAAGGGAAUCCUUUCUGUUUGGCCGAGAUUUGUUUUUUGGGUUGGACGAUUCAUCCUUAACUUCAAGGAUGAGUGCUGAAAAUGUGAGAAAUACUGUAAUGUUCUCAUUCUUGGGAGAUGUUAACUCUCAUGAAACCGGUUUUGAUUGUAUGUGUUUUAUUCUGUUGUGUGAAGCCCCUCCCUGUCAUAUUUCACCCGUAAACAAAAAGAGAGAAAUACAAAAUCCAUUGAAGGAUUAAAGUGGGAUUUUUUUGCAUGACCCAUCUGACUUUACCUUCCAACGCACCUGAAGUCUGGAAGUGAUGUGGAAGUGAAACUGUUUGAUUUGAGGGUGUUUAAGAACACACACAUAUAUAUAUAUAUUGAUCUGUGUGUGUGUCGUGUGUCACAUCUCUGCAUGUUUCAUGUGUGAUACGCGGCGGUGUGACCGUACAGCAGAUGACAGUAAAGUGACCUUAAGAUUCAGCUUUUAUGUAAAGAUCUUUGUACAUAUGCAGAUGUCAGAUGAUUUAGAUUUGCUUGUUUGUAAUGUGCAGGGUUUGAUUUGUAAAUAAAAGAUCAAAUAU